Messenger RNA from Brugia malayi, 591 nucleotides. RefSeq lists its product as uncharacterized. Gene Ontology annotation, cellular component: nucleus. The record is from RefSeq and is a predicted model, not a curated record. Gene Ontology annotation, molecular function: DNA-binding transcription factor activity, RNA polymerase II-specific; RNA polymerase II cis-regulatory region sequence-specific DNA binding. NCBI's taxonomy places the organism in Eukaryota, Metazoa, Nematoda, Chromadorea, Rhabditida, Onchocercidae. Gene Ontology annotation, biological process: anterior/posterior pattern specification; negative regulation of transcription by RNA polymerase II. The transcript is spliced from 4 exons. Bases 1 to 591 code for a protein of 196 amino acids.
AUGUAUCCCAGUUGGCAAAGUCCUGAUGAUUCGCCUACCGUACAGCCUUACUGGAGUCAACACGUUAGUCAGGCAGCUAGUGCCGCAGCUACGCAUCAAAAAGUUGCGGUUGCAGCAGCAGCUUAUGAUCCGCUGCUAUAUCCUGCCCAAAAUUAUAUGAAUAAUAUGAAAAAUAUGCUUGGUGCUGCUGCGCAAUGGGUCGAAUCAUCAAGCACAUUUCCAAACUAUAAUGCUUUACAACCAGCGUCAACAUCGCAUUUGCCGGUGAUAAGUGGUGAACGAGCGGUGCAAAUUAACCAGCCGGUGUUUCCAUGGAUGAAAAUGAGUGGUGGUAAAGGUGGUGAAUCAAAAAGGACGCGACAAACAUAUAGUAGAAAUCAGACGUUGGAACUUGAAAAAGAAUUCCACUAUAAUAAAUAUUUAACGCGAAAAAGGCGACAAGAAAUUUCUGAAAGUUUACAAUUAUCUGAGCGGCAGGUGAAAAUAUGGUUCCAGAAUAGGCGAAUGAAGCAUAAAAAAGAAUGUAAAGGUGAAGUAACAACAGUAAAUGAAAGUGAUGAAAGUGCCGAUGAACAGAUACCAUCAACAUGA